AUUUAGGGGUAUUGAAGUCUAGGCAUUGGUAUAUGAACCCUAAAUUCUCAUCUCUGAAGUUGCAGCGUGCCGAUACUGUUGAGGAGUGAAUCGCAGCGAAGUCAACAAUGCCGAAGCAAAUUCAUGAGAUCAAAGACUUCCUCCUCACUGCCCGGAGGAAGGAUGCACGUUCGGUGAAAAUCAAGAGGAGCAAAGAUGUGGUCAAGUUCAAGGUCCGGUGCUCCAAAUACCUGUACACCCUUUGUGUGUUUGACACUGAGAAGGCUGAUAAGUUGAAGCAAUCACUUCCCCCAGGUUUGAGUGUUCAAGACCUGUGAUUCUUAUCUGGUAAAAGAUGAAUUGAAGAUCAAGUUUUGCUUUGGCGCUUAUGCUUUACAUAUAUAUUUUUGUCAUUAUGUGGCUUAGUUGAUUAGCUUAUGAUUUUGAUUACAGAAGCCCCAACUCCUUUGUUUAAUGCAGUUUCACUGUUAUUUAGCUAAUUGAUUAGACCUUUAAUCCUAUGUUGAAAUCUUUCAUGGGUUCUCUUC
Lotus japonicus is the source of this 527-nucleotide messenger RNA. Its product is annotated as 60S ribosomal protein L38. Gene Ontology annotation, molecular function: structural constituent of ribosome. The record is from RefSeq and is a predicted model, not a curated record. The transcript has 3 exons. Gene Ontology annotation, cellular component: ribosome; cytosolic large ribosomal subunit. Gene Ontology annotation, biological process: translation; protein-RNA complex assembly. The coding region runs from base 108 to 317 and encodes 69 amino acids. Lineage: Eukaryota; Viridiplantae; Streptophyta; Magnoliopsida; Fabales; Fabaceae.